AUGUGCACCACCCUCCUCCUGCUCAGCACCUUGGCUAUGCUCUGGCGCCGACGAUUUGCCAACCGGGUCCAACCAGAGCCCGGCGAAGUGGAUGGGGCAGCCCUGGGCAGCAGCCCAGAAGCAGACACCCGGUCCCCCGGCAGGGAGAAGCCUGUGGAGUAA
Eptesicus fuscus (big brown bat) is the source of this 162-nucleotide messenger RNA. It is a transcript of the gene PRCD, whose product is annotated as photoreceptor disc component. The record is from RefSeq and is a predicted model, not a curated record. The transcript is spliced from 3 exons. Bases 1 to 162 code for a protein of 53 amino acids. Gene Ontology annotation, molecular function: opsin binding. Gene Ontology annotation, cellular component: photoreceptor outer segment membrane. NCBI's taxonomy places the organism in Eukaryota, Metazoa, Chordata, Mammalia, Chiroptera, Vespertilionidae.